UCAGGGGUGCGUGCUGGUUGGGGCUGAGGCCAGGCCCACCACCUUCCAGUAUGUGUCCAGGGCCAGGCUCUGCUGGUGGGUGCGCGGGGGGGUGGAGCCGUCCGGCAGCUUCUCGACGGUGUGGUGCGGCUUGAGCAGCCGCUUCAUGGCCAUACCUGCAGGGAUACAGAUAUGUAUUGCAUCACAUUCACCAUGCAUGUGCAUGUGUCCGUUGGUGCUCUCUCUGUCUCGGCUGCCCGCCCAGCUGCUUCAACUCCUGCACCGGGGGCUUGUAGGGAUCGAUGUGGCGGUCUGCCCCCUCUAUGAUCGCCCGCCGGCGGUCGUCAAUCUCGCCUGGCGGGGGAGGCGGUGGUGUGUCUCCUCCCUUGUGCGGCCAUUUCCAGCCUGAGAUGUCGAACUUCAGGGAGAGCUCGGGCUGGAGCUGGCCGGCUUGCUGUAACAGGAUGGAGGUCAGGCAGGACAUAUCAGCACUCCUUCUUACUUGACCGCAGAAUGCUGUUGAAAGACUUCCUUCCCACCUCGAGGCAGCUCCUUUGUGUCGAUGUGCACUCGUACGGCAGUAGAAAACUCCCGACGAAUAUGAAAUGCAGGCGGCGAUCUGAGAGGCACGAUACAUCAAUGCGAAGAUAGGAGAGGAACAUUGCCUGCCCAGUUGCUGACAGCAUCAUACCUGGGUCCGAUGCGUUGCGAACAAGACGGCGUGUGUCUACAUGGCUCCAGGCCACCCGCCCUUUCCUCCCUGAUCCUUGUCGUCCUUGCCCCCCCCUCCCCCCUUGUGGUCGUCGUGUCCCUUGCGGCCCUUCUGAGGACUCGGUUUCUUGCUUCGCUGCUGGUUUCGGUGAGGGCUCUUCGGCAAGGCCGGCGGGGGAGGAGGCUGCAUGUCGGCAGGAGACAGCAACAGCAGCAAGGACAUAUGCACACGUGUUGAUGUUUGCGUGUGUGUGUGUGCGUGUGUGUGGCCAUACCGAGUGGGGGAUCUGGUGCUUGUCCAGUAUUUCGUUGGCGAGGUCCUUUGGGGUCUUCUUGCGGAGAGACAGCCCCCUCUGGUCGGGCGAGAGGCUGCGUUCCCCGCCAAUCCGCUUGACGACCUCGUUGUAGAGCCAGGCGCGUCCCUCAAGUCGGUGUGCCUCCACGAACCUGCCGAGCUGCUCCCUCAGGCGGUCGAGUGCUUGCUGCUCUUCGUCGAUCGUGGCGUUGGCCCAUCUGCCUUGGGGCGGGGACGGGGGGGAAACGAGAUCAGCUGAAGGAAAUGACAAAAAAAGUGUGUGGGUGUCUGUAAGCGUCUUUCUGUGAGUGAAUGUGGACCGGGAGAUGCGAUGGUGAAGCGAGCGAAUCGGGGACGCGCAGUGGCCGUGGUGGUGGUAGUGGUGGUUGGCGCUCCUGUGGUGGAGGGCAGCCCCUGCGCCUGCGUGGCCCCCACGUACGCCUCUACAUGCACAAGCGACAGCAAAAACAGCCAAUGCACCGAAACACAGAGAGAGAGCGAAUGUUUUGUGGGUGACAGACCUGUAGUUUGAGAAGUUGAUGCCCCACCGAGCGCUCCAGCAACCGUGGCGCCAGCCGACACGCCAUCACCAACUCAACUAGUGGUACCUGAAUAUGAUAACAAGAGCAUGCUCAUGUCCCUUUCUCAUACCUCUGCUCACCCGCCGGGAACUGUGCCCCUCCUAUCGAUGCCCCAAGACCUCCAACGGUAGCAGCCCCCAUGCCCAAGGCACCAGUGGACACCGUGGACGUGCCUGCGGAAGGGCUGACGGUGGCGGGCGCCAUGGCUGGGAGGGAUGGGCCGCCCGAGGGAGGCAGGUGCAGACUCGCACCAAACAAUCCUCCACCUAGAUAAGACACGGAACGCACAAAUGUGCACCUGAUUUGUCACGCAUGUGUGUGGUUGGGGGGGUGGGAGGAGCGCCUACCUGUCUGUGUCUCUUGGACCGACGUCAACGAGAUGCCAAUAGCGCCGCCCGAGUCGGACGCUGGAGCUGAAAUGGCCGUUACAGUGCUGCCAGCACACCUGCGCACCAAGAACGAAGAGAAGAAAAGGCACACCCAGAUCCAGCUUAAGGAAAUGACCACACAGCUUGUGAGACAAUGCCCCCUUUGCUGAAUGCCAAACAACAGCAUUGAGACAUUCAGUAAUAGUGGGCUGCGUACCGGAUGGCCGGCCGUCGUCCUCGAAUUGCAACAAAUGUUGCGCCAAAUUCCUCGCCUCGUCGAAACGGCCGCCUUCGGUUUCAGGAAAGUCAGUUCCCUGUCCGAAGAACAUAUACAGAAGAGAUGGUCAGCUGUGGUACAUCGCGCAUUAGUCACUUACCUUCUUAGUGCACUCGUAUGCUUCGGACGUACUGACGUUGUCAGCGAUAUCGAAUGGAAACCUCUGGUACAACAUCAUGUAUCUGAUGGAUGCAAACAAGCAAGACCCAUACAUCGACGAAAAUACAUUUGAUGGAGACACGUCACUGCUUCAACGCUUACGUAUCACCCCAACCGCCCACAUGUCGGAGGCCUUUGAGUAUCUCCCUUGAAGGCACUCAGCGGCCUAUUCACACAUGAACAGCGACCAGAGAGCCAGCAAGCAGGAGGCAAGGUAGGAUUGGGCGUGUCGUAUGCGUGGCCGCUCGUUCACUCACUCACUCGCUUACUCAAUCACUCACUCACCAUAUAGGGUCAUGGAGCACAUCGAUCCUGAGGUCGUAAUCCUGCAGCGCCGACACAGCCUUCUUGACGUAAUCGGUGAAUGUCUCCUGGUCUUGCUGGAGUUGGAAAAAGAGCUCGCCGGAGGCGGGUGCGCGGGCGAUGAGCUCAUCCAUCGCUUGUGCCCGGACAGAAGCCCUUUCGUCAACCACCCUCCCAUCACCAUCAACGGCCUCGGCGAGGUCAAAAUCGCGCAGCCUCGGCCCCUCCUCUUGUCGCACAAAAACAAUGUUGUCCGCUUUGAGAUGAUCUGAAAAGGCACAUAAAGCAAUCAACCCCACUGCGAGAAGGCUGUUGCGCAUCUCCUGGUUCUCCGGUUGACUUAUGUGGUAGAAGCCAACGAUCCCAAAGAACAGCGCAAAGCCGAGCAUCACCGCUUCCCAACCACCGCCACCCAGCCUUGGCAACGCCCCACGGAACGGCGUGCACGCAAGUACGUCGCUGUCCUGGAUGUGCUCGAGAGCGAGGAACAGCCUGUCGAUGAUGACUCUGCAGUGGAAUUCUGGCAGUUGGCCCUCGAAGCUGUCCAGGUAGCUGCUGAGAGUGAUGCCGCUCAGCUUCUCCAGCACGAUGUUGACGUAGUCGGCACCCACAAUGUAUGGGGGGCUGUCGUGCUGGAGAAGCUCGUAGACGGCGCGUGCAGUGGGGCAGCUGAGGGCAACGACGUGAAGCCACACAAUUCCACAACACAUCAUCUGCAAACAUUGCUUACAUUGCUGAUUGUCUCGAUGCUCUGCGCGACCCGCACGUAGAGAGGCAGGGUUUGGGGUACGUGUCGACAACGAAUCGGCACACCUGCAAAACACAGAGGCACAAAACACACAGACACACGCACAGACGCAUAGACAUACACACGUACGCAUCGAUGCCGCAUCCGCAAUUGAUGCGUCACCUGCGGUCGUGAUGAUGUUAAUGUUCAUGCAUAGCUCCACAGAUGCUGAAAAGGGUCGCCAUAUUGUUUAUGGGCUUCUAUCACGGCCAGAACCUUGUUCCGCUCCUCUUCGAUGGUGUAGAUGGCUCCAACCUUGCUAAAGAUUACGGCCAUCCUACGUGCCAUCCUGCGGUCCUUCUUCGACUGAGCCGUCGAGAAAAGAUCCCGGAUGAAAUUGAUGAACAGCAAAUCGAUGGGAGUAGCCAUGCUCGUGUGGAGGGGGGGACGCGCGCGUCUGUCGUGUGUCGCACGGGCCCUCACGUCGCUGGGCGCAGGAGAGGAUUUGGCUAUCCUCUUGACGACGCAGUGCCUCCUCGUCUCCCUGUCGAUGGCCGUCCACAGCUGUGUGCCGUCCCUGAACCAAUCACACAUUCACACACACGGACAGAUUCCCUUCUUACCCACUGACGCCCUACGUACCUCUGGCGCGGCGCCAGAUCCACGUCGAGGAGAAACGCUCGGUGAUGUUCUUCAAGUUCCCCAU
Molecule: messenger RNA, 4106 nt
Organism: Vitrella brassicaformis
Lineage: Eukaryota; Vitrellaceae
Source: the annotation of a GenBank genome assembly